Messenger RNA from Thyridium curvatum, 852 nucleotides. RefSeq lists its product as uncharacterized. Gene Ontology annotation, biological process: glycine biosynthetic process; L-threonine catabolic process. The transcript is spliced from 4 exons. NCBI's taxonomy places the organism in Eukaryota, Fungi, Ascomycota, Sordariomycetes, Thyridiales, Thyridiaceae. Gene Ontology annotation, molecular function: L-allo-threonine aldolase activity. Gene Ontology annotation, cellular component: cytosol. The coding region runs from base 1 to 852 and encodes 283 amino acids. The record is from RefSeq and is a predicted model, not a curated record.
AUGAUCUUGGCUGCGCCAAACGCAAACAAGCUGUGUUUCCCUUUCCGGAGAGCACAGUUCAACACAGCUGUGCUUUCAGUGGCUUCAUACCACCUUUCCCCGCGACUGGCGCCUGCUUUCUACUCAACGCAAGCCUCCUGGAAGAUCAAUUCGAAGGAUAACGCCUGGGCUGGUAAGGCGCGCGCCAAGUCGCUGGAUCUGAGAAGCGAUGUGACAACAAUCCCGACCCAGUCCAUGCUUGCCGCAAUUCAGUCCUGCACACACCAAGAUGAUGUUUACCAAGAGGACUCAAUCACGUCAAAUCUUGAGAGCAAUGUUGCACACUUGGUUGGAAAGGAGGCCGGUUUAUUUGUGCUUUCUGGUACCAUGGGCAACCAGCUUUCUCUCAGAAGCCUCCUUACCCAACCUCCGUAUGGAGUUCUUUGCGAUAGGCGAUCUCAUAUUCUCAACAACGAAGCCGGCGCCAUUUCAUCCUUGACGGGCGCGCAGGUCCAGCCAGUCACGGCCAGCAACGGCAUCCACCUGACCCUCGAGGACGUGAAAAAAGAGGUUGUGCUCGGAGACGACAUACACUCGUGCCCCACGCGGGUUAUCAGUCUCGAAAAUACGCUCAACGGUAUGAUUAUGCCCUUGUCCGAGAUAGAGAGCAUCUCGAGCUUUGCACGAGAGCAUGGUAUCAGCAUGCACUGCGAUGGCACUCGGUUAUGGGAAGCCGCAGCUGCAGGCGCUGGUGCUAUAAAUGAGCUCUGCGCUCCGUUUGACACUGUUAAUCUAUGCUUCACGAAAGGCCUGGGGGCUCCAGUAGGAGAAGCUAUGUCGGCGCAAUACAAGGAACAGAGCAUCGAAGCGUAG